Owenia fusiformis is the source of this 1262-nucleotide messenger RNA. The record is from the annotation of a GenBank genome assembly. NCBI's taxonomy places the organism in Eukaryota, Metazoa, Annelida, Polychaeta, Sabellida, Oweniidae.
GAAACUUGAUGACACGUAUGACGAUUGACGACCGUUGUUGAUUUAACUAGAUCUCCAAGGUGCUGGAAUAAGAUAGAUGAGAAAGGAUACAUCAUUAAUUAGAUCUAAUUAAUUCUUGAUGGACACAGACAACUAGGCAUUUUCUCAUAUUGGUUUAAGACCGAGUGAAAGGUGUCGUGUUCCACAAAGGAUCUAUUCCUACAAUUAGUGAAGUUUAUGUGAGCCAGCAUCUCGCAUAUUCAUCUCAAGCUACUUUGCCCUUUGAUGUAUUUUAAGAGGAAUUCCUGGUAAGCCAAGGAAAUAUUAAUGCAAAUUGAUCAGCCGUUGAUCAGAGGCUAUCAUCAUGGAUUUAAAGGUAUAAAGAUUCAGCGACAUGAAUGUGAAAAACUGGGUGUAUAAUUCAGAUAUCUUAUAAUUCAUCCUAACUUUAAGACGCAGGGAUUCACUCUUUUGGCUCUAAGGAGAUUAAGAAGGGGUUUUAAAAACGACAAAAUAUAUGUUGAUCCCUUCAUUGGAAUCGUGCGUUAACUAUAGAUAUGCUACAAGCAACACUGUCGACACCUAUUGAAAAUAAGCGGCAAAGACGGACUGGGGCAAGGAGUCCGGGGUCUAAAAGUCCGUCUAGUACCAAUAGACGGAUAUCUGAUGUAACUUCAUACAUCAGUAGAAGCGCACAAGCGCAAAGUCCAACAUUAAAAGCACGUAGGCAUAGUCAUGACCCCGGCGAGCGCAAAUCGCCAGUCUAUUCCAGUUUGGACGAACGUGGCCCGAGGCCCCGGAGUGGUCGUUUUGGGCUAGAGCGACCUGACUCAAGAGGAAACGGGAUUUUUACCGAGCGUGUCCCAAGACCCCCAAGUGGUCGUUACAGGCUCGAGCGAACUGACUCGAGGGGAAUUCGGGUUGUCACCCCGGACCAAACUGCCGACCGUAGCCCGAGACACUCCCCACUUGAGAGACGUGUAUCUAGUAAACGGUUGGAAAGGCAGAACUCUGAUGUAUCAAAGAAAUACAAACCAGAACAUAAAGUAUCUUCAUCGAAUCGAAGUCGACGUAUCUCCCACUACAGGUACGUAACAGGUUCAUUGUCUCCUCAAUCACCUCAGAGCACCCUCAUGCGACACGCGUAUUCACGUCACGUUUGGGGCCUCGUUCGUUACAUGCGCAUUAUGUAUUUUGUCUCAUACAAAUGUAUAUUAGCUAAGUUAGGAAUUGUUCGUUACAGGUAUCCCGUUGCCCUUCUAUCUGCCACGUUCGGUAACUAA